GUCCUUGAGCUACAUUUCUGCCUUUGCAAACUUACCCUGUACUUUACUAUAAUGUCUUUCUUUGGUUGUGGGUCUAGGCAAAUUUCCUCCUGCCAUACUGGUGGUGCAUCUAUGAAAAUACCCUGUUGGGGAGUGUAUGGUUUAGGUGGAGGUUCUGGUCUGGGAAUGUAUGAGACUGGGGGAAACUGGUGUGGUGGCUUGGGCUGGGGUGGUAUUGGAGGUGGUACAGCUGGAUCUUUUCAUAACUUUAGCUAUGGUGCUGUUGGUAAUAAUAGUAGUGAUGGCAGACUUCUUUUUGGUGGUGAAAAAGAAACCAUGCAGAAUCUUAAUGACCGUUUGGCAUCUUACUUGGGCAAAGUGCAAGCUCUGGAGGAAGCAAAUGCAGAGCUUGAGCACAAAAUCAAGGACUGGUAUGAGACAUUAGGGUCAUAUACUGAGGGAGGAUCCCGUGACUACAGUAAAUACUAUACCACCAUUGAGGACCUUAGGAAUCAGAUUAUUGCUGCAACUGUUGAAAAUGCCAGUAUCAUUCUGCAGACUGACAGUGCCAGGCUGGCUGUUGAUGACUUCAAAGUGAAAUACGAGAAUGAGCUAUACCUUUGGCAGAAUGUUGAAGCUGACAUCCGUGAUCUGCGAAAAGUCCUAGAUGAGCAAACCCUUGCCAAAAGUAACCUGGAGAUUCAGAUUGAAAGCCUGGCUGAUGAGGUGGCUUACCUCAAGAAGAAUCAUGAAGCGGAAAUGAACGAUCUGAGAAGCUCAGCCUCUCCUGAUGUUACUGUAGAAAUUAACACUGCUCCAGGAAUUGAUCUUACUACACGUCUGAAUAAAAUGAGAACAGAAUAUGAGGCCCUUGCAGAGCAGAAUCGCAAGGAUGUUGAAACCUGGUUUAAUGAAAAGAGCAAAGAACUGAAUGUUCAGAUCAACUUCAGUGCUGAGGAGACCAAUACCAAUAAGAGUCAGAUUACUGAACUAAAACACACUUUUCAAGGUCUGGAGAUAGAGAUGAAAUCCCAACUUGCUCUGAAACAAUCUCUUGAAGCUACUUUGGCAGAGACAGAAGCUCGCUAUUGUGCUCAACUUUCACAAAUACAAGUGGUGAUAAGCAGCGCGGAGACCCAAAUACAGCAGAUCAGGGAUGACAUGGAGUGGCAGAAUGCAGAGUAUGAACAACUCCUAGAUAUCAAGAUUCAUCUGGAAAACGAGAUUGAAACAUACCGCCACCUCAUAGAUCGAGAGGAAAGUGAUUCUGGAUAUGACACUGCUGGAACAGGCUCAGGAUUAAGAGAAACAGGAUCUGCUACAACUUCAGGAUCUCAAGGCUCUGUCUCUGCUGCAGAUUUGGGGUCUAGAGGUUCUGGAUCUGCAAGGUCGGAAUCAAGAUCAAGCAGUAGCAGCAAAAAACCAACAAAAACCAGAGUGAUUAAAACAAUAAUUGAGGAGCUUGAUCAGCAUGGGAGAGUCACAUCCUCUAAGGUCCAAUCAGUUGAAAAGAAGCCAAUAAUAUAAACAACAUCAAUAUUUGGAACAGAGGGUCCUUUUACAAAUGCCAUUAAAAAGCAGCAAAAAUGAGAAAGCUUCUUUUGGUGUGGCCAAAAUAAACAUUUUCUUCUAGGGGUGCACCGAUAGAGAUUUUUUGGGCAGAUACUGAUGGCCGAUUUUUAGCAAGCCAUAUCACCAGAUACUGAUCCGAUUCUGAUAUGAAGCUGGGCAGCUUGGAGAGUGGCAUCUAGCUAGUAAGUCUGUUGUGGGGGAAGGGGCAAGGGGAGAAGGAAGGGGCAUGGGGGGCGCAGAUUGAGGUCCUUGAAGUGAGGGAAGUAGUGAGGCUGGGGCAGGAGCAGGGGCAGGCGCUGCCCAGACAGGGCAAGGUACAGGACACAGUCAAGAAUAGCUCAUCUAGACGACACGGGGGAGCAGCUCCCAUUCCUGCAUGCACCCCGGGAGGGCAUGGGGGGCAUGUGCCCCCAGAUAUGUGCGCAGGGCAAGGGCGGACUGCCACUGUGUGUUGGGGUGGAGGGUGGCACUGGGCUUUUGCCGGCAGUGGGGCUGGGCCAGGCUGGACUCAGGGCAGAUGGUGGUGACGCUGGGAAGAGGGUUAUAAGGGGGGGCUGCAGCCACCCCAAAAUUCGCCAUAGCCCCCCUUCUCCCAGCAUCGCCACCAUCCACCCUGAGCGCAGGCCGGCCCAGCCCCUGCAACAGGAAGAGCCCGGCACCGCCCCCAGCCCCAGCCCUAGCCCACAGCAGCAGCAUACCAUCACCCCACAUGCAGAUCUGGGAGCACAUGCCCCCCAUGCCCUCCUGGGGUGUGUGUAAUGGUAGAAACCACCACCACCCCUCCCCAGGCAAGCUGCUUGUGGCUCCAUCCCAUGCUCCACUCUGGCUGUGCUGCACCUGCCCCUGCCCCAGGCCCUGCCCCACUCCCUCUGUCACUGCUGCGGCCUCGAUCUGCCCCCCCUGCCCCAUGCUCCUUCCCUCACAACAAACUUGCCAGCCAGACCUGGCUGCUCUCCACACUGCCGAGCUGUGCUCCUGGAAGCCUGUGUGCUGCACUGUGGAACAGGGCAUUUAUCAGCAACAUUAUCGGCCACAUCAGCCAAAAAAAGCCAAUUAACAAUACUGUCAAUUUUCCUUAUAUCAGUGCCAAUCCGGUAUGGGACUGAUGUAUCAGUGCACCUCUAUUUUCUUCUCUUAAAAGAAAAAAGGAAGCCUAAAAUGUCUCUUUUUUCCACUUUAAUGAAUUGUAUAGUGGUAUGAAAAUUAAAAAUCUCUUACUAUGUUCUUGUGUAUUUCAAUAAACAUUCUUACUGUUGCAAAUUACAUAAA
Alligator mississippiensis (American alligator) is the source of this 2820-nucleotide messenger RNA. RefSeq names its product keratin, type I cytoskeletal 47 kDa. The transcript is spliced from 8 exons. Lineage: Eukaryota; Metazoa; Chordata; Crocodylia; Alligatoridae. The coding region runs from base 52 to 1506 and encodes 484 amino acids. The record is from RefSeq and is a predicted model, not a curated record. Gene Ontology annotation, molecular function: structural molecule activity.